AAGGAGAGAGGGAGGGGGCCGGAGCCCGCCCUGCGCCCCGAGCUGCAGCCCGGCCACGCAGGGAGGAAAGCGGCGGGCAUCCAUCUCCCCCGCGCCGAGAGCGCGCUGCGGCGACCACCGCACAGCAGAGCGCGAAUUUCCCGGCCUUCUCUCCUCCCCUCCCCCUUCCGGGGGCUGGUCUAUCUGUCCGGCCCGGGGGACAGCUGACCUUUCCCCCAACAGCUUUGUGUCGAUUUCUCCAUUUUCCCGCUGAGAUGGGGACGGGAGCCCGGCCCCCCCACCCUCUUUCCCCUCCUCCCGGGGCUCGCCGCUGAGCGCCGCCCCCCUCCCUCCCUCUUCCCUCCCUCUCUCCCUCCCUCCUUUCCGCCUCUGCCUCCUCCGCAGCCGGACCAGCUCCCUCCCACAUCUGGUGCCUAGAGACCCUCGGAAUCCUGCGCAAACUCCCCUGGACCAGCACCCGGCAGAGAGCGCCCCCAGGGGCUUGGGUCGCUCUUGGAGUGGCCAGAGCCGAGGUCCUCUGUCCCCCCGACGGCUGGGGGGAGGGGGGAGGAGGCCGCGCGCCCCCCUCCCCGGCGCCAACUCCCCCUGGCGGCUGCUCCCAUGGGUGUCGCUGGGCCGCGCCAUGCCUAAGGGGGCGCCGCGAUGGGCCAAGGGGACGAGAGCGAGCGCAUCGUGAUCAACGUGGGCGGCACGCGCCACCAGACGUACCGCUCGACGCUGCGCACGCUGCCCGGCACGCGGCUCGCCUGGCUGGCGGAGCCCGACGCCCACAGCCACUUCGACUAUGACCCUCGCGCUGACGAGUUCUUUUUCGACCGCCACCCGGGGGUCUUCGCGCACAUCCUGAACUACUACCGCACGGGCAAGCUGCACUGCCCGGCCGACGUGUGCGGGCCGCUCUACGAGGAGGAGCUGGCCUUCUGGGGCAUCGACGAGACCGACGUGGAGCCCUGCUGCUGGAUGACGUACCGCCAGCACCGCGACGCCGAGGAGGCGCUCGACAGCUUCGGAGGCGCGCCCCUGGACAACAGCGCCGACGACGCGGACGCCGACGGCCCGGGCGACUCGGGCGACGGCGAGGACGAGCUGGAGAUGACCAAGCGCCUGGCGCUCAGCGACUCCCCGGACGGCCGGCCCGGCGGCUUCUGGCGCCGCUGGCAGCCGCGCAUCUGGGCGCUCUUCGAGGACCCCUACUCAUCCCGCUACGCGCGGUAUGUGGCUUUUGCCUCCCUCUUCUUUAUCCUGGUCUCCAUCACCACCUUCUGCCUGGAGACCCACGAGCGCUUCAACCCCAUCGUGAACAAGACGGAGAUCGAGAAUGUUCGGAAUGGCACGCAAGUGCGUUACUACCGGGAAGCAGAGACGGAGGCCUUCCUCACCUACAUCGAGGGCGUCUGCGUGGUCUGGUUCACCUUCGAGUUCCUCAUGCGCGUGGUCUUCUGCCCCAACAAGGUAGAGUUCAUCAAGAACUCACUCAACAUCAUUGACUUUGUGGCCAUCCUCCCCUUCUACCUGGAGGUGGGCUUAAGCGGCCUGUCUUCCAAGGCUGCCAAGGACGUCCUGGGCUUCCUGCGCGUGGUCCGCUUCGUGCGUAUCCUGCGCAUCUUCAAGCUGACCCGCCAUUUUGUGGGCCUGCGGGUCCUGGGCCACACUCUCCGCGCCAGCACCAAUGAGUUCUUACUGCUUAUCAUCUUCCUGGCUCUGGGCGUCCUGAUCUUCGCCACUAUGAUCUACUAUGCUGAGAGGAUAGGGGCACAGCCCAAUGACCCCAGCGCCAGUGAGCACACCCACUUUAAGAACAUCCCCAUUGGCUUCUGGUGGGCCGUGGUCACCAUGACAACGCUGGGCUAUGGAGACAUGUACCCACAGACGUGGUCCGGCAUGUUGGUGGGAGCACUGUGUGCACUGGCGGGUGUGCUGACCAUCGCCAUGCCCGUGCCUGUCAUCGUGAACAAUUUCGGGAUGUAUUACUCCUUAGCCAUGGCUAAGCAGAAACUACCAAAGAAAAAAAAGAAGCAUAUUCCACGGCCACCGCAGCUGGGAUCUCCCAAUUAUUGUAAAUCUGUCGUGAACUCUCCACACCACAGUACUCAGAGUGACACAUGCCCGCUGGCCCAGGAAGAAAUUUUAGAAAUUAACAGAGCAGCUUCUGCUUAUAUGUUUGAAGAUUCCAAACUGAAUGGGGAGGUGGCGAAGGCCGCGCUGGCGAACGAAGACUGCCCCCACAUAGACCAGGCCCUCACUCCCGAUGAGGGCCUGCCCUUUACGCGCUCGGGCACCCGCGAGAGAUACGGACCCUGCUUCCUCUUAUCAACCGGGGAGUACGCGUGCCCGCCUGGUGGAGGAAUGAGAAAGGAUCUUUGCAAAGAAAGCCCUGUCAUUGCUAAGUAUAUGCCGACAGAGGCUGUGAGAGUGACUUGACCAGGCGGCUUGGCCCAGGACACUGGUGGCUAUUAAGCAUCUGGGUGGACCUGCAGCCCCUCCUCACCCUCGGACAGAGUAAAUUCACGCCAUGCAGGUUUGCCGGACGAGUCCGAGUGGCCCAGGCAUUGUACUAGGACGGACGUAGCUUUUCCUACGGCCAAAUGGUAACCGACCGUAGAGGAUUUCUUUUCCUUCUUUUCAUUUUUUAAAGUUUUAUUUUAUUUGGGGAGGGGGGUGGAGGGGUUCCUUAGCAUGACUUGCAUGAAGUUAAACAGAAAACCCAGCCAACCAAACCCACCACCCCCCUGCAACUGUAUGAUUACCCUAAACAACAACGAAAAGAAAAAAGCAAAAGUCCUUUAUUUUCUUUCAAAGCUCUUUACUUUUACACACGUUGUUGGAGCCAAACUGUACCAGCGUUCAGUAGAAACCUGUACCUUUCGGGGGAGGGGGAUGGGAGGAGGGC
Equus caballus (horse) is the source of this 2890-nucleotide messenger RNA. RefSeq names its product potassium voltage-gated channel subfamily C member 1 (gene KCNC1). Gene Ontology annotation, molecular function: protein binding; delayed rectifier potassium channel activity. Lineage: Eukaryota; Metazoa; Chordata; Mammalia; Perissodactyla; Equidae. Gene Ontology annotation, biological process: protein homooligomerization; potassium ion transmembrane transport. The record is from RefSeq and is a predicted model, not a curated record. Gene Ontology annotation, cellular component: voltage-gated potassium channel complex; dendrite membrane; neuronal cell body membrane.